Messenger RNA from Puntigrus tetrazona (Sumatra barb), 674 nucleotides. Its product is annotated as histone H1-like. The record is from RefSeq and is a predicted model, not a curated record. Gene Ontology annotation, cellular component: nucleosome. The transcript has a single exon. The coding region runs from base 45 to 671 and encodes 208 amino acids. Gene Ontology annotation, biological process: nucleosome assembly. Lineage: Eukaryota; Metazoa; Chordata; Actinopteri; Cypriniformes; Cyprinidae. Gene Ontology annotation, molecular function: structural constituent of chromatin; DNA binding.
UCAUUGAACUCAGUGUUUGAAAGACUGUACAUCCGCUCGUAGAAAUGGCAGAAACCGCUCCAGCUGCUGCCGCGGCGCCGGCCAAAGCGCCCAAGAAGAAGCCCGCCGCUAAAGCCAAGAAAACGGGUCCAGGCGUCGGUGAACUGAUCGUCAAAGCCGUGUCCGCGUCCAAGGAGAGGAGCGGCGUGUCUCUCGCCGCCCUGAAGAAAGCUCUCGCCGCCGGCGGCUACGACGUGGAGAAGAACAACUCCCGCGUCAAGCUCGCCAUCAAGAGCCUGGUGACUAAAGGCACCCUGCUGCAGGUCAAAGGGACCGGCGCCUCCGGCUCCUUCAAGAUCAGCAAGAAGCAAGCCGAGACCAAGAAGAAACCGGCCAAGAAAGCGGCUCCAAAAGCCAAGAAGCCCGCGGCCAAGAAACCAGCUGCUGCCAAGAAGCCCAAGAGCGCAGCGGCCAAGAAGCCCGCCGCUAAGAAAUCGCCCAAGAAGGCCAAGAAACCCGCAGCCGCUAAGAAAGUGACGAAGAGCCCCAAGAAGGCCAAGAAGCCGGCAGCGCCCAAGAAAGCAGCCAAGAGCCCCAAAAAGACCAAGGCCGCCAAACCCAAAGCGGCAAAACCUAAAGCGGCUAAGCCUAAAGCAGCGAAGCCUAAAAAGGCAGCUCCCAAGAAGAAAUAAAAA